UUUAUGAUAUUAAGCGGCGUGUCAAGGCCAAGAUGGCCAAAGAGUCCAAAUCUGCACGGAGAACCGGAGGUGGGCCACCUUUACGUGUAAGCUAUCGGGACUGGGAGGAGCCUGUGCGGGCAUUGAUUCCUGGCGAAGUGGUGUCUGCUACUCAUGUCCGGGAUUCGGACCGACCCACGCAGGAUGUCACACAGACCAGCCGCCCAGACAGGCCUCAGACAAGUCAGGAUGAGGCUGGGAUUGCAGGUUCUGCUUCUGGAAGCCGACCUCCUGUAAGGCGGCCAUCACAGGGCUUGGGCCACUUACCCAGGAGGCCAACUAAGACACGGCGUCUUGGCUCGGAUUCAGCACCUCCAUCAUCCCCACCCAGGCGAAGACUUUCGGCAGUGUCACCCCAGCCACCACUGGCACUAUUGGCGAGUUCGCAGAGUGAUGAGCCCAGAUCACCUCAGUUAUCUGAGCACAACUUGAUGUCCGCCGUGGACCAGCAGGGCCCAGACCAACAGCCAUCCAUCACACUGCAACUUACAGCUGUUGACCCAAGCCUGCCAAUACAGUUGCAGGAUAUACCCCAAGCAUCCAUCAGUCCCCAACUGGCACAAGCUCCGCCCCCAAGCCAAAUUCCAGACGAAUUUUGGGCCAGUUGGACAAGCCAACAGGCCCAAAGCAAUGCCAGCCUGACCCAACAUACACAACACCUUGCCAGUCUGCCCCAUCAUCUACCGCGUAUUAGUCGCAACUCGGGCAGACUGAUAGUACAAGUAGGGCGAAUGGCUACCUCAAUGGAGCAAAUUAGGGCUGAAAACAGCCAAAUGAAUGCACAUUUAUCCCGCAUUAUAGAUGAGCAACAGCGCCAUCAGCAGGCACUCGUUCAGCUCAUUCAACACAAUCAAGUGGUGAAUGAGUCCUUAUCCAGGAUUGUAGCCAGCCACACUGCUACUAACACUCAGCUGAUUGCAAGUUUAAAUAAUUUGAGCAGCAAUAUUUCUAUGAUGGGAGCUCAGCAAGUAACCUCCAGCUCGGGGACCACGACCCCUAUCCAAACGCCAGUAACCUCCCCUGUUCGGCGUUCCUCAAGAGCACGUGCCAGUGAGCCAGCACCCAGCACACACAAGCGAAAAAAAUAACA
This is a messenger RNA of Pseudophryne corroboree (corroboree frog), 1129 nucleotides long. RefSeq lists its product as uncharacterized. Bases 33 to 1127 code for a protein of 364 amino acids. Lineage: Eukaryota; Metazoa; Chordata; Amphibia; Anura; Myobatrachidae. The record is from RefSeq and is a predicted model, not a curated record. The transcript is spliced from 4 exons.